AUGUUGGUGGCUAAAAAGGCUGUGCAAGUUGCAUCCAUUUUGUGCCACUCGCUAUCUCCGGCGGAACAAAUCAAUUUCGUCAAAUCUAUUCCAGUUGAUAGAAAUACGAAGAGUGUAUUGCGAGAAUGCCUAAUUUGUGCGAUGAGUUACGAAUCGUCAAACAAGGAAGAAUUUGUGAAAGCUAAAACAAUGGUUAAGAAAAACAAAGGGGUUUGCGAGAUUGUAUCACGUAGCGCGGCGUUUACGGCAGCGGCCGCUUUAAAAUUAAAAAAAUGGAGUGAUGUGGAUAAAAUGCUUGAAUACGCUGAAUAUUCUCCACCGGUAAUCACAAGUUCAAUUCGAAUAUGUGCAUUGGCAGCUCAAUCACGAUUAGAUGAAGCUCUGGAUGAAUUAGAAAAGGUUCUCAUGAAAGAGGAAGAAGUUUUUGGAACUCAGAAUUAUUGCGUUAGUGAACAGGCGCUAGACGAACUCUGCGAAGCUAUCAAGUUGGUUCCUGAUUCUACUGAAAAGAUGAAAAGAUUUCGAAAUCUACAACGAAUGGUGACAAAAUAUGGUAGAAGAACAACAAAAUCGAUAAGUGAACUGCUGUACACUCCGAUCCGUCUUCCGAAUAUCCAGACAAGCACGGAAUCGCCGAAGGAAUUCAUUGAAACCGACAAGUUCGACGAAUUCGUCAAAUCGAUCCCUUAUUUAAAAGACGAAAGUUUGAAGAAAUAA
This is a messenger RNA of Caenorhabditis bovis, 717 nucleotides long. NCBI's taxonomy places the organism in Eukaryota, Metazoa, Nematoda, Chromadorea, Rhabditida, Rhabditidae. The record is from the annotation of a GenBank genome assembly.